Messenger RNA from Coregonus clupeaformis (lake whitefish), 3273 nucleotides. Its product is annotated as inosine-5'-monophosphate dehydrogenase 1b. The record is from RefSeq and is a predicted model, not a curated record. The transcript is spliced from 16 exons. Gene Ontology annotation, cellular component: cytoplasm. Gene Ontology annotation, molecular function: IMP dehydrogenase activity. Gene Ontology annotation, biological process: GTP biosynthetic process. Lineage: Eukaryota; Metazoa; Chordata; Actinopteri; Salmoniformes; Salmonidae. The coding region runs from base 864 to 2759 and encodes 631 amino acids.
GGAGGGAAAAUAGGGUGGUAGUCUCAGGAACAAACUGCUCUCUAUCUCUCACAUUUCCACUAGCUCAGCUCCCAAAGCUCUCCAGGCCUCAGGGGGGCUGCUCUACACUCCCAGCUCCCUCUCCCUUUUGGGACUCACCACCCUGCCUGAGACCGGGAGACAUCCAGGGGACACUCACUCAGCUUCACCCAGGACCUAGGACUUCAGCUCACUGCAACUGUAUCCUCCUCAGAGGACUCCUGAGCCUGCAGCGUGACCCACCCUCCCUACUUCUGUCUAACGAAGAGAGAGGUAGUUCUCCAUCUUUCUGUACUUCUAUCUCAGGAACACCGGAGCUCCCACCCUUAGGCCUUAUCUCCCAUAGACUGUAUCUGCAGAGAGACAGGAGAACACCCCAAAGACAGAGACCGGAGGAUUUAGAGGAGGGCUAUUUAAUUGACACACAGUUGUGAGACAGCGUGUCUGUGUGUAUUUCUGAUAACGAGUGUGGCAGUGAAUGGACACAGACCACUCGUGUCAGCAGUGUGUUAGAGAAAUUACACACUCUGGGGAAGUCUGUUCUAGUUGGGUGUGCAGGUGUCCGUGAUAUGCCAGGUGUUAGUGAGUGAGGCAUUGUAAUUGUAAGGCAUUGAAUGUGCAUGUGAGACUUGAUAGAGGCCUCAAGUGUGUCAGAGGCAUCGGUUGUGUGUGUGUGAGAGAGGUCCGUCAGGUCUGUAUGCGUGUUUGUGAAAGGGGUCAGUCAGGUCUGUGUGUGUGUGUGUGAAAGGGGUCAGUCAGGUCUGUGUGUGUGUGUGUGAAAGGGGUCAGUCAGGUCUGUGUGUGAGACGACGGCCGUGGAGGCCUUAGCCCUGGAUUUCUCAGAGAUGGAGGGUCAAGGCUACGACCGGUUUGGUGAAGGUGAACUUGAGCGAGACACCUACCAGAUCGACUACCGCCGUAUAGUUGGUGACACUGAGCCCGCCAGGCCGCACCUCUCGCCCCGCGAAGGGGAACACACACACCCCAACUCCAACCCCCGUGGAGCCUACACACACACCAACCCUCACGGCCAUGGGCACGAGACGGCUGCGCAGAGAUACAGUGCCACACGCAUCCAAGCUGGAUACGAACCUGAGAGCAUGGCUGACUACCUGAUCAGUGGAGGGACGGGGUACGUGCCUGAAGAUGGACUGACGGCUCAGCAGCUCUUCUCUAUCGGGGAUGGACUCACAUACAAUGAUUUCCUGAUUCUGCCUGGUUUCAUAGACUUUAUUUCAGAUGAAGUGGACCUGACCUCAGCUCUGACCAGGAAGAUCACCCUGAAGACUCCUAUCAUCUCAUCUCCCAUGGAUACAGUCACUGAGUCCUCCAUGGCCAUUGCUAUGGCUCUCAUGGGCGGGAUCGGGAUCAUGCACCAUAACUGUACUCCAGAGUUCCAGGCCAACGAGGUCCGCUUGGUUAAGAAAUUUGAGCAGGGUUUCAUCACAGACCCAGUGGUGAUGAGUCCUCACCACACGGUGGGAGACGUGUUCGAAGCCAAGGUCCGCCACGGCUUCUCUGGCAUCCCCGUCACCGAGACAGGCAAGAUGGGCAGCAAGCUGGUGGGCAUCGUCACCUCCCGAGACAUCGACUUCCUUUCAGAGAAAGACCAUGACAGACCCCUGGAAGAGGCUAUGACAAAGAGGGACGAUUUAGUGGUAGCACCAGCUGGCGUCACACUGAAAGAGGCCAACGACAUCCUGCAGCGCAGCAAGAAAGGUAAACUGCCCAUAGUGAAUGACAGUGAUGAGCUAGUGGCCAUCAUCGCCAGGACAGACCUGAAGAAGAACCGAGACUACCCACUGGCCUCUAAAGACUCCAGGAAACAGCUGCUGUGUGGAGCGGCCAUCGGAACCAGAGAGGAGGACAAAUACAGACUGGACCUGCUGAUGCAGGCUGGGGUUGACGUGGUGGUGCUGGACUCGUCCCAAGGGAACUCUGUCUAUCAGAUCAAUAUGAUCAACUACAUCAAACAGAAAUAUCCUGAACUACAGGUGGUGGGAGGAAACGUGGUGACUGCAGCCCAGGCUAAGAAUCUGAUCGAUGCGGGUGUGGACGCUCUGAGGGUGGGGAUGGGCUGCGGCUCCAUCUGCAUCACCCAGGAAGUGAUGGCGUGUGGGCGUCCCCAGGGCACAUCAGUGUACAAGGUGGCAGAGUACGCCAGGCGCUUCGGUGUGCCCGUCAUCGCAGACGGAGGCAUCCAGACCGUUGGACACGUGGUAAAAGCUCUCGCUCUUGGGGCAUCCACAGUGAUGAUGGGGUCAUUGCUCGCGGCAACCACGGAGGCCCCGGGGGAGUAUUUCUUCUCAGACGGCGUGCGGCUGAAGAAGUACCGGGGGAUGGGCUCCCUGGACGCCAUGGAGAAGAACAGCAGCAGCCAGAAACGCUACUUCAGUGAGGGGGACAAGGUGAAGGUGGCUCAGGGUGUGUCAGGGUCGGUUCAGGAUAAAGGCUCCAUCCAUAAAUUUGCCCCCUACCUCAUCGCUGGCAUACAACAUGGCUGCCAAGACAUCGGAGCCAAGAGCCUCUGCAUACUGCGGUCCAUGAUGUACUCCGGGGAGCUAAAGUUUGAGAAGAGGACCAUGUCAGCUCAGGUUGAGGGGGGAGUACACGGGCUCCAUUCAUAUUCUUUUGUGCCAUUUAUGAGAAGCGGCUAUACUGAGGGAGGAGGGAGAGUGAGCUCACGAGCAGCACCCAGUGUACCCACACCAGCAGCCACCAGGCACAACGGAUACAUGUGACCUACCUACAACCACUACUCAACCUCCACCCAAGUUAUCACAUCUGUCCUAACUACAACUACUACUCAAUUCAACCAUUACAUAACCUUUUGGCUAUACAAGGGAAGACCGCUGAGUCCUCUCCACUCGUCUCCCCCACCUACUCUUUCUCUGUGUUGUGUAAGAUGCUUUUGAGAGACCUAAGAGUCACCUCUGACCUAUGACUUGAUUGAUGUUAUGACAUAAACCACAGGGACUAGGGACUAAGAUUCAAUGGUCAGAUGUACUGGGUCACGGCACAGAGCCAUCGGGCUGUAUAAGGUACGUAGCUCAUGUAGAACUGUGACUACUGUGUACUGGGAGAGACUGUUUGAACAUAAUAAUCAUUUUGUUUUUUUAUGUACCCUGGAACUCUUUAUACCAGUUCUGGUUGAUCAUGGUCCUAGGUCUCAGAUGUGUUUGGAGCACAGGAGGUUGCUGGCACCUUAAUUGGGGAGGACGGGCUGGUGGUAAUGGCUGGAGCUGAAUGAGUGGA